This is a messenger RNA of Bombus impatiens (common eastern bumble bee), 4285 nucleotides long. It is a transcript of the gene subdued, whose product is annotated as anoctamin-1. Gene Ontology annotation, molecular function: chloride channel activity; protein dimerization activity. NCBI's taxonomy places the organism in Eukaryota, Metazoa, Arthropoda, Insecta, Hymenoptera, Apidae. Gene Ontology annotation, biological process: chloride transmembrane transport. The transcript is spliced from 11 exons. The coding region runs from base 1293 to 4106 and encodes 937 amino acids. The record is from RefSeq and is a predicted model, not a curated record. Gene Ontology annotation, cellular component: plasma membrane.
UAGGAAAGUCUUUUAUUCGCUAAUGGAUUACAGACUUUUUCUCGGAUAAAUGAAAUAGGAACUUUCUCUAACUGUCGCUGAUUCCCACACUAGCGCAACCAAUUAGGCAUUUAAUUACUUUUGUUGCACAUCGUAUUCUCGACAUCCUUAACGCGCUUCAAAAGCGGAAUUUGUUUAUCACUGAUAUAUAAGGUAUGAUAUAUAUCAGUGUUAUUUAUCACAUUUAGUGAUCCAGGGUAAUUUCUCCUUGGCCUAAGGCAUGUGAUGUGGUUUCUAAUUACGUCUCUGGUUGUUUUUGGCCUAUGAUCACUAGAUCUUCGACGAAUGGGCCAUUUAACCUGGAUGCACACCGACGUCGAGCGACGUCCGUUGCGUGAUAUCCUUUGUAGAAAUAUAUGUAUUUAUAUAUGUAUUAUCGUAUACUGAAGUGACGCGCGUUCUUAGUGCGAGCUCUUCAACAUAGAUACAUAUAAUUCUACACAGACGUUACGCAACACGUUGAUUCGACGCUCGUGUUGUCUCGUCCGUAGAAACUUGGGAUUAAUGACUUUUGUGGAUGCUAUUGAGACUGAUAACAAAACUUGAACAAAAAGAUACAUACAGAUGAGACUAAUUGAAGCGACACAUAAAAAAUAGUUUUCUUAAAAAUAGCUUUGCUGGCCCGUAUGUCACAAAUCAUAUUGAUUGUUGACACACCAAAGGUUUUUAGUUGUACGUGUCUUUGGUCGCUACAAAUUUAAGAAUUUAUAUAAAUUGAACUGACACAAACAAGUGGAGGUGACAAAUGGUAUCAAUUUAUAUGGACUACGUGAUCAUUUAACACAUUGCAUACAAUACAAUACAUACAAUUGCAUACAUGUGUAGUGCAAUAUAUUAAUACAAAUCAUGAAAUUACAUCUUCGUGAUUAUAUACAUUACUUUGCAUUUAUUCAAAAAAUAAAAUUAAAAUGCUAAGUAUGUUACUUUUGUAAAAAUGCACAUAAACUAACUAAUUCAUAAGAAAGAAAUCUGUGUAGUAGUAAAUCAAAGGUUAAAAAUACAUGCACGAUACGAUUAUAUUGUGACAAUUUCCUGUACCAUAUCUGUACAGCAUCCGGAAUUAAAGAUUUCUAAUUGGAACAUGGAAAUUCUAGGAUGAUGAAGAAAUUUCUAUACCAUGGAUACAAAAAGAUAGAAAUAAUACAUCUGAAGCAAGUCUUUAUCGAUCGAUACCAAGUAAUUUAAAUGCAGAAUCUAUACAAACUUUGUAUCAAAGUGUUCGUAAUAUCUCAUCAUUAAAUAAUACUACAAGUAUGAGUAUGAAUAGUAUGCAUAGCGCAAUCUCCCUCCAAGAUAUUGAACGAUCAUAUAAUGAUGAUUUAUCAACCCUUAAUAAUGGAACAACAGUUGAUGGUAGUUGUACAGAUUUAAGGAAUAGUAGAAGAAGUUCAAAAUCGAUUUCAAAAUGUGGAACAGCUUUUAGUUUAUAUUUUCGUGACGAAGUUCGUACAAUUGAUUUUGUAAUUGUUUGGGAUGAGUACAAUGUGGAAGCUCAAACAUAUCGCUGUACUGAAUAUAGACGUGUAUUUGAAAAGAAUUUGGAGAAGGAAGGUUUACAGUUAGAAUAUGAACAGGCAGAACCGAACGGUCUUCAUUUUAUAAAAAUUCAUGCACCUCGAGAAGUACUAAGACGGUAUGCUGAAAUAUUAAAACUUAGAUUGCCAAUGAAGGAAUUACCUACGGUGUUAAUUCCUGAAAAUCGUAGUAACGCAUUAAUUAAAGAAGUCAAUUCGUUAUUCAAGAGAAUUAUGAAAAAAUAUUAUGUAGACCAAACAAUAUUUCCAACUAUGAGACAUAAUUUUACGGCUGUUUAUAGCCGCGAUAAAGAGUACUUAUUCAGUUUGGACUCGCCAAACUUUUUUACUGCCGCAACACGUGCUAGAAUUGUACAGUUUAUUUUAGAUAGAACCAGAUUUACAGAAACCAAGGAUGAUGAUUUUGCAUUUGGGAUAGAAAGGUUGAUUUCGGAAAAAGCAUACAUAGCCGCAUAUCCUCUUCACGAUGGGGAUUUACAAGCACCAGAUUCUAUGAGGUAUCUUUUGUACAAAGAAUGGGCAUGUUUAAAAAAAUGUCUUCACUAUCAACCAUUGGAUUAUAUCAAAGAAUAUUUUGGAGUAAAAAUUGGACUUUAUUUUGCUUGGCUCGGAUUUUAUACACAUAUGCUGAUACCUGCUAGUAUCGUAGGCCUUUUAUGCUUCAUAUACAGUUGCGCGACUUUGUAUUCUAACGAACCAAGCGAAGAUGUUUGUAAUGGUAAGGGUAUCAUUCAAAUGUGUCCCUUAUGUGAUCAUUUUUGUGGAUAUUGGGAUUUAAAGGAAACGUGCUUACAUGCAAGAAUUACGUAUUUGUUUGAUAAUCCAUCAACCGUGUUUUUUUCUAUAUUUAUGUCAUUAUGGGCUACAUUGUUUUUGGAAUUGUGGAAGAGGUAUUCAGCAGAAAUAACUCACAGAUGGGAUUUAACUGGUUUAGAUGCUCAAGAGGAACAUCCUCGUCCUCAGUACUUAGCACGUUUAGCACAUAUAAAAAAGAAAUCGCUCAAUAUUAUUACAAAUACCGAAGAACCGAAAGUUCCCUUUUGGAAAAUGAGAGUUCCUGCUACAAUUCUCAGUUUUUCCGUCGUUUUAUUGCUGAUUGCAAUAGCAAUGGCUGCAGUGUUAGGUGUUGUUUUAUAUAGAAUGUCUGUUUUAACCGCCUUAAGUGUUUAUGGACAUCCUAUGGUAACAAGUUAUGCAAUAUUAUUUACAACAGCUACUGCAGCUAGCAUUAAUUUGUGCUGCAUUAUAGUAUUUAAUUGGGUCUAUGUUUGGUUAGCUGAAUAUUUAACCGAAAUUGAACUGCUUCGAACUCAAACUGAAUUUGAUGAUAGUUUAACAUUAAAAAUAUAUUUACUCGAAUUUGUUAAUUACUAUGCUUCCAUAUUUUAUAUAGCAUUUUUUAAAGGAAAAUUCGUUGGUUAUCCGGGAAAUUAUAAUCGCUUUUUCGAAUAUCGACAAGAAGAAUGUGGCCCUGGUGGCUGCCUUAUGGAAUUAUGCAUACAAUUAAGCAUUAUCAUGAUUGGCAAGCAGGCUAUGAAUACAAUAUUAGAAAUGUUGUUUCCACUAUUUUACAAAUGGUUAAAUACUUUAAAAGUACAUGUUGGGAUGAAGACAAAAGAUGGGCAGAAAAAAGUUACUACUCGGAAAUAUCUUCAAUGGAUUAAGGAUUAUAAAUUGGUGGACUGGGGUCCAAGAAGUUUAUUUCCUGAGUAUUUAGAAAUGGGUAGCGUGUUACAAUAUGGAUUUGUUACUAUCUUUGUUGCUGCAUUUCCGUUAGCACCAUUUUUUGCACUGUUGAAUAACGUUUUUGAAAUGAGAUUAGAUGCCAAAAAGUUAUUGACAAUGUACAGAAGGCCAGUUGGACAACGUGUUACAGAUAUAGGCAUAUGGUUCCGUAUUCUUGAUUCUAUUUCUAAGUUAUCAGUUAUAACUAAUGCAUUCAUUAUAGCUUUUACUUCUAAUUUUAUACCAAGACUAGUUUAUCGAAUAACUGUCUCUGAUAAUUAUUCUCUGGAAGGAUUUCUAGAUCAUUCUCUCUCCAAAUUUAAUACAAGUGACUUAAAAAAUGGUACUGAACCAUUUUUACCUUCUCACGAGCAGGUUGAAAUAUGUAGAUAUCCAGAUUAUAGGGAACCUCCUGAAUCGCCAAACAAAUAUCAAUAUACAAUUAUGUUUUGGCACGUACUUGCAGCGAGACUUGCUUUUAUUGUUGUAUUUGAGAAUGUUGUUGCUUUGGUCAUGAUAUUCGUGCGAUGGUGUAUCCCCGAUAUCCAUCCAAAGUUAAGGGAUAAAAUUCGACGCGAGACGUAUAUAACUAAUGAAAUAAUUAUUCAACAAGAAGCACUUCGUGCUCGUGAGAGUUCCGCUAAUGAUGUAGAAACAAAUCAACAUAUUACAUUAAAUGAAAACACGAAUCGAUGGAACAGAGUCAUAAGAAAUAGUUUAUCUAAUUCUGAAUUUGAUUUAGAAGUUCAUGGAAGUCCUGUAUCACCGACUAGUACACAUUCACGAGUUGGUCCUGCCGCGUUAUAACCAUUUUGCAGACCAAAUUAACGAAAUCAAUAGAAAGUAAUAACUGUGAUGCUAGUCACACCUACAUAUAUUGGUUUCAUUAAUCUGAUUUCCAAAUGAAUGUGUUUGAAAAAAUUAUUUAAUAGAAAUAUAUAAAAAGUAUAACUAAUAUUAAUAAUAAAGAAAAAUAAGAAAGAUGA